UCGGCUUGGAGCCACGUGCGUGUGCUCGAGAAGCUCCAGCAUGCUAGGUGUCUUUUCGUUUGUUCACGAUCGAGUUUUCAUUUCCUGUUUGUUAAUAAUAUACUGACGAACAAAUUUCACAAAGAGAAUCAGUUAGCAAAAGCAUUCGUGUGUGUGAUAAGAGUGAUUUUGAAAAAAAAAAGAAAUCGAUUUUUGAAGAAGUGGAUGGAAGAGUUGGACGGAAGAAUAUGCCAAUUCUUUCGAGUUUUCGAGUCAAAGAAUUAGUUAGUCUCGUGAUUAAGGAGAAUUUGAAAGAAUUACAGAGUGCGAUUAAAAAUACUUAAAAAUUUUAAGUACACACAGCAAUAGCCAACAACUUAUUGGUUGGGUUGGAAAGAACCACGCCGUCUCGACAGUGCGUCUAAAACGACCAGGAAACCCAAACUUGAAGAUAGAUGGUGGAGGGAAGGAGAACUAAAAAUAUCGGCCGUUGGCACGCCGUUCGUUUGCUGUAUUUCAACUUGAACAAUUUUACCAGCUGGAGAACGAGUCGUUGGGUCGCUUGUAAUCCCGCUGAGAGGUUCCAGACGUUGAUCGAAGUCGAAGCGGUGUGAUCCGCUUCCUCUGAUCGAUCUGUCCACAAGGACAUUUAUCUCUAACCGUUAGGGACAUUAUCGUUCGUUAUCGUUUAAUAAUUUUACUUCGAAGAAAAAACUUUUUUUUUCAAAAGCUUAAAGAUAAUGGACGAUGUCGGUGAUCGAUAAUCAAUAUCCUGUUCCGAUGAAGCGUUCGAUCGAUUGAAUCCGGUGGAUCUUGGCAACAUGGACAUGUCAGAUAAGGAUCGGCAACAGAAACGAGAGCAGAAGUCUCGGAAGCUUUGAGUGGUCGCUUUUGAUCGAUGGGAUCGAUCCAAUAGCAUCUACGAGAGACAGACAGAGAGAGAAAAGAAGACUUUAACCCCUCCUCGUGUUCUUCUACUCAUGGUGUUUUAUGGCGAGCUCGUUUGAGAUUCUUCGCGUGGAGUCGCGGACGUAUUUAUAGAGCCGCGCGCGGACUCGCGAGUUCACGCACGUAGAAUCGCGCGCGCACCUUCUCCUCAGGAGGAGGAAAAAAGAGGAAAGAAGAGGUGGUGAAGGCGCGAGAAGAAUAAGGCGGACGGUGGGGAAGGAGGGAGGGAGUGCGUGAAACAGAGAGGGAACGAGAGGACGAAAGCGUCGACGGAGGGACGAGAAAGGGGCACGUUGCGAUCAUGAAGCGAUGCAUCCGCGACAGGAGCACCGGCCCGCUUCGUCGUCGAGCACGUCCUCGACGUCGUCGAACUGUCUGCGCUCGCUGCCCCCACUGGCAGGCCUCCUCGAUUCAGCGGGUAUGAUCGCUCGGCUGUUGGGGGCGAACGCGGCCCUCCUGCUCCUCCUGCUAUUUCUCGCCACGACACGCACCGCUGUCUGCCUCGACCAAGCCUCGAGCGGAAACAGGACGUUCGUGACCAACGGGAACAAUAGCAUUAGCUGGCAGCGCGUGGUCGGUCAGGAUUCUGUUGUGGAACAAUUACCAAAGAACAGAUCCACAAAAUUAUCGUAUUUCACAAAUUGGAGCGAAUGGAGUGUGUGCGAUCGACACUGCACGCAGAAUCGCGUUCGAAGGUGUCGCGAGAAGAAAAAGUGUGGUACCACGAUACUUAAGGAAGAAAGAACUUGUCAACACAAUAGAAAAAGUAGAUGGAGAAGGUGCAAGCAACAUCAACGAAGAGGUCAUCGACAAAAUGAUAAAUUUCACAUCAUUCAGAUGCCUAAGAAAGAAGCUGCGCCUAGACAAGGCAGACAGAGAGGCAAGGACCAAUCUGUAGGGUAUUACGGAAAGUGGAGUAAAUGGUCACCUUGUACAAGAUUAUGCACUACUCAACGUCAUAGAUGGUGCAAGAAACCUGGAAUUUGCGGACGCGAUGUGAUAAGGGAAAGUGCUUAUUGCUACGUCGAAGGUAGCUUCUGCCAAAGAUGGAUUCAUCGAAAAAUUCGUGGGAAUCAAGAAGAAGAUGACGCAGUAUUAGACGAGUUCGAGUUGAAUCCCAACACGGUAGACAGUUUCAUCCCCGAGAAAAAUUCUAAUAUUUGGAAAUGUGGAGUGCCGAGUAUUCAAAAAACUUCUCGCCUUUCUUACUUUACAAGGAUCAUCGGUGGACGACCAUCGACUCCAGGAAGUUGGCCAUGGCAAGUAGCCGUAUUGAACAGAUUUCGUGAAGCUUUCUGCGGAGGCACUUUAGUCUCUCCAAGAUGGGUAUUAACUGCUGCUCACUGCAUCAGAAAGAGACUUUAUGUUCGCAUUGGUGAACAUGAUUUGACAGUGAAAGAAGGCACUGAGUUGGAAUUAAGAGUGGAUUCAGUCACGAUACAUCCUGAAUACGAUGCGGACACAGUGGACAAUGAUGUUGCAAUGCUUCGUCUUCCGGUCACUUUAACAGCAUCACCGUCCAGAGGAAUUGCUUGCCUUCCGGCGCCUAACCAACCUCUACCUGCCAAUCAAUUAUGCACAAUUAUUGGCUGGGGAAAGUCGCGAGUCACCGAUGACUUCGGGACUGACAUUCUUCACGAGGCUCGUAUACCUAUAGUAUCUUCAGAAGCAUGUCGAGAUGUUUACGUAGACUACAGAAUCACAGAUAACAUGUUUUGCGCCGGAUAUCGUCGCGGGAAAAUGGAUUCUUGCGCAGGAGAUAGCGGAGGUCCUCUUCUGUGCCAAGAUCCUAGAAGACCCAAUCGGCCCUGGACCAUUUUUGGUAUUACCAGUUUCGGCGAAGGGUGUGGAAAACGAGGGAAAUUUGGAAUUUACGCCAGAAUGUCGAACUACGUUCGCUGGAUCAGCAAAGUGAUGAAAGAAACCGAUGACUUUAAUUAAAACUUUCAUAACACUCAUGUGCUUGGUUCUAAUUAUCGUGCUCAGUGUUAUUAACUGUUCAGUGAUCUUUAGUUAAGAACAAUAUCCAGUGUACUUUUAAUUAGGUAUAAGAACGAGUAAUCAUUUUGAAA
Messenger RNA from Apis cerana (Asiatic honeybee), 2999 nucleotides. Its product is annotated as urokinase-type plasminogen activator. The record is from RefSeq and is a predicted model, not a curated record. NCBI's taxonomy places the organism in Eukaryota, Metazoa, Arthropoda, Insecta, Hymenoptera, Apidae. Gene Ontology annotation, biological process: proteolysis. Gene Ontology annotation, molecular function: serine-type endopeptidase activity.